AUGUCUUCGUCGCCAUUAUCAUCAAAAACUAAUACAUUUGUUCAAAGGCAAACACAAUAUUUCAAUCGACAAAAUAGUACUUUAAAUUCGCCUAUGAAUAUAAAUCGUCAAUCACCAAGUCCAUCAUCAAUAGCAACUCGUAUAGUUGGACCAAAACCAUUUUAUCGUUCACAAAUAACUCCUGAUCCAUUUGAUUAUACAAAUAAUUAUCGUCAACAAAAUGAUUAUCAACAAUCUCGUCAACAUCCAUUUCAACGUCGUUUUUCAUUUAAUCAAACAAACGUCAAUGAGAAUGAUGAUGACGAUGAUGAUGGUGAUGAAUUUAUAUCAUCAGAUGAAUCACUUUCAAUUGAAUUUCCACCUCCACCUAGUGCUUUUCUACACCACCAAUUAUCGAUAAUACUUAUCAAUUUAUACCUGUCAAAAAAUCCAUUUAUUCAAACAACUAUCGAUCACAUUCAGUUUCAAUUAUCAUUAUAA
Messenger RNA from Rotaria sordida, 480 nucleotides. NCBI's taxonomy places the organism in Eukaryota, Metazoa, Rotifera, Eurotatoria, Philodinida, Philodinidae. The record is from the annotation of a GenBank genome assembly.